AUGGCUUGUGUCACAGUAGCUGCCUUUGAAGUGAAAACUCCCCAGAGACAAGUGACAGCAGUCCGUGGUCGUCCAGCAUUACUGCAGUGUCUUUUCACUCCCGGUUCAGACUCCAGCCUGAAUGAUCUGGUCAUAACAUGGCAACGAGCUGACAGCUCCAGAGUUCUACACAGCUUUUACUAUGGAGUAGAUCAGCUUGGACAGCAGAGUUCGCACUACCACAACCGAACCAGAAUGAAUUCUUCAGAGCUCCUAACAGGCAAUGCCUCCCUCCUACUGUUUGAUGUAGGACCCAGUGAUGAAGGUCAGCAUAUGUGCACUGUGAGCAACUCAAAGGGAACAGAUAAAGCAGUGGUUCAACUGAACUAUGGAGCUUUUUAUACUGAACCAAGGCUCACCAUUGCGAUUGACUCCGCUAAUCUAAUUAUCCAGUAUGAGAGUGAGGGUUAUCCAGAACCAGACAUUGAGUGGAAGGAUCUCUCUGGUCAGAACCUGACCCAUAAAUCACAGAUACUUCAGGACAACCAAGACCAGGGCCUCCUGAAGCUCAACACACUCCUGACUGCAGACCCUUCACAAGGAGUAAACUUUACUUUUACCUUACGGAACCCUCUGCUGCAUCAGGUUUUAGAGAGGAUUGUCACGCUACACCAUGUUUUCCAAAAAGACCAUGGGACCUGCCCGCGGGAAAGGCUAGCUAUACUCAGUCCCAUUCUUUUGUUUUUUCUCAUAAUAUUUGUAUUGUUAUGCCCAGCAAUAGGGAAAAAGGUUGCUAAAUAA
Molecule: messenger RNA, 780 nt
Organism: Chanos chanos (milkfish)
Lineage: Eukaryota; Metazoa; Chordata; Actinopteri; Gonorynchiformes; Chanidae
Product: CD276 antigen-like
Exons: 4
Coding region: 1-780 (259 amino acids)
Biological process (GO): T cell receptor signaling pathway; regulation of cytokine production
Cellular component (GO): external side of plasma membrane
Molecular function (GO): signaling receptor binding
Source: RefSeq, a predicted model, not a curated record